CUUUAUUAGCAAACAGCAAACCCAUGCAGCGAACACGCCUCCUGUGUCUGUCUCUGUCAUGCCGCUGUACUCACAGUUACACAUGAACAAAAACCGUUGUUUUCGGACGCGUUGAAUCAUUCGACUCCUGUUGAAUCGCUUAUUUUCUUCAUUUACCGGUACACUGUUGGCUGUUUCCUGUGUUGAAGCUGUCAAUGCUAAGAUGCUCCUCCGGAAGUUGUGGUCCAGACUGGGAGCCCAGCUGCCAGCAGAGUGGAGACCAGUCUGCGUCUGUACCUCGGCCUGUCUCUCCCAGUCCGUCCAACCACACAAGUAUGAAUCCACACCCAGGACUCACUCAAACUGGUCUGCUCCAAGGAUCUUUUCAAGACCCUUUCAUUUAAACACUCUUCACCAACAGCUGGAGCGUACCAGACGUGUUCCGCCGGCGUUAGUUGGGUUUAACAGUAACAGCAGCACUUUGAUAACUGACCCUGAGAUGCUGACGAAAUGUGGAAUUGGACAGAAGCAUUUUUAUUCACCCGACCUUGUGAAGUCGGUGUUAAAACCGAGUUUAAAACCGAGUUUAAAACCAGCAGCGGUGCCGGUGAAAAGGGUUCCCAAAGGACCAAGAACGAAACAACCUUCCAGAGCCAAUCAGCCCUCCCUGAACGUGGACAUGGAUAUGAUGCAAUGUAUUGCCUUUGCAACAGCAGAUCAGUAUCAUUUGCCAACACUUUGCCACGACUUGAUCAGCCACGGCUUCCAUGAGCUAGAUUUACCAAGAGAUGCCUCAAAUGUGCUGGUGAUAAGCACAGAGAUGGCUGCAAAACCAGAUGACGACGCUCUAAUGUUCUUCUUCAGGGAAGGCUCAGUCGUUUUCUGGAAUGUUGAGGAAAAAAUGUUGAAAAAGGUGUUGAGAAUAUUGGAACGUCAUGAGAUCCAGCCCUAUGAAGUAGCAUUAGUCCACUGGGAAAAUGAGGAGAUUAACUACACUGUUGGAGAGGGAAACACGAAGCUUGAGCGCGGCAACUUUAUCCUGAGUGACAAGAUGGAACAACAUGAAGCGGUUCUGGAGAAAUUUGCAUUUUCAAAUGCGCUAUGUUUGUCUGUGAAGCUGGCGAUAUGGGAGGUGUUCUUAGACAGCUUUGUGGAGUCAAUUCAAUCAAUUCCAGAGACGCUGAAGUCUGGCAAAAGAGUUAAAUUGUCCUCUGCAGAGGUUAUGAAGAAGAUAGGUGAACUUUUCAGCUUACGACACUGUAUAAACCUGAGGUCGGACCUGCUCAUCACACCUGAUUUCUACUGGGACCGAGAAAACCUGGAAAAACUCUACGACAAGACGUGCCAGUUCCUCAGCAUCAACCGCAGAGUCAAUGUCGUGAAUGAGAAGCUGGAACAUUGUUCACAGCUAACGGAUUUGAUGAGGAGCCACCUGAGUGAGAAGCACAGCUUGAGGUUGGAGUGGAUGAUAAUCAUCCUCAUUGCUAUUGAGGUUAUGUUUGAACUUGCAAAAAUGAUCUUCUAAGCGGCUCCUCCAACAAUACACAAAUCUAUAAAGGACACUGUGGAGAAUGCUGCACUGUACACAUGUACUAUGUGUGACAAUGUUUUCUGGAAGAAACUGCAAUUUAAUGUCUUACUUUUCCUGUUACACAGUACAUUCAUUUCAGCAACACACAAUCACGUUUUCUUUGAAAAAAUGAGAUGCGCUAAUUUUUUUUAAAUUUAUGAAGUUCAGGAACUCCAACUGUGAGUGCUGUAUUAUAAAAGAUGCAAUAAAGUGUUUUAAAUGUUAUGUUGAAUGUUUGACAGCUGUGUUUCAGUGUUUGCAUGUACAGUAUCAACUUAUUGAGAACAUUAUUAGUCGAGUAGAAUGUCUAAAGCUAACUUAUGAUCACUAGAGGUUUCAAUAUACAAGAAUAAUUUGUAAUAAAAGACGUACUUGAAAUAACCAGGUAUGAAUUUAUUCCAAUAAAAUAGUUUAUACAUAUAUGUAAAUAUAUAAACACACAACUCGGGUUUAUGUUUUGCAUUUUGUAAUUAUUUAACAUCAAAGAUCAGCAAGAAUUUUCCAUUAACGUCCGUAUAUGUGGAAAUAAAUCGUCUCCUUAAGGUGUUUGAGGUUUACACACAAACCACUGGGAGAUAGAACGGGAUGAGUAAAGCUGCCAUCAUUGUUUAAGGCUUUGCUGAUUACAAUUGAAUUAAUGAUAAAUACAUAUGUGAAGAUUCAUUUAACUUCAAACAAAAAUAAUCUUAACUUGCCACAGUAAAAAUUCUGGUAGAUUAAAAAUGAGCACAUGAGUGUAUAAGCAUUAAUCAUUAUGUACAAGAUAGUUUACAGUAAUAGUAUGUUCAGCUCUGCCUAUAGUCUUUACCUGCAUUGACCUGUUUAAGUGAUGAAGCAAAACAGUUUAUGAGCACAGAUGAUACAGUGAAAUAUAUACAUAUACUAUUUAGGUCAAAAUAAAUGAACAAUUGUCCAGUGCCUGGUUUAUGUACAUUAUGAAUUAAUGUUUUUUAAUACUUACACAAAUCUAUUUGAAGCACAAAACUGCUAACAAGAAUGCUGUCUUAUACUCUUAGACAUUCAUCUAAAAAAAGAUCUAAAUAGAUCUUUGCAAAAACAUGAUUUAUAAUUGAAAAGAUUUGACAUGAUUGGAAAAUUGCACUAUAAAGAAACAGCUCAUGAGAAUGCUUGAACAAAGCUAUUGGAUAAUGGAUGUAGUUCACUGUCAAACCUCUAGAAUCACACUGCAUGCACCCUGAGCCAAGCGUAGCAGUUCUCCAGUUGAUGUUGCUCGUACUAGAUCUCUCUCAUUAAUCGCACACAUUAUGAUAAUAAUAAGUUGAACAAAAUGUCAAAUAAAAGCAGCAGAAUGCUGUUUCCUGUAAAGUUCUUCUACCACUGUCAGCGCUACUCUUUAGUGGCUUUUUGAAAAUUUCUUACAAACUUGAGUGACUUCCUUUUUGAUUGUCCAACCUUGAAAAAAAAAAAAGUAAGAUAUUAAUUCAUUUGGAAAUUCCAUUAAAUGUGAUUCAUGAUUUAAUAAGUGUACUGGAAUAAAGAGUUGAAUAAUGGGACAAAUCUUGCAAAAAUUACACUAAAACAAGAGUAAAGUGAUCGGCUUACCGGUUAGUGACACUGAAGUCGAGCAGAAUUAAUUUCACUCCAUUGUUGUGACACUCACAGUUUCAGUUUCAGGAUGCUCGGGUGCAACAGCAAAAUCUUCACCUUCGCUAUCAGUUUCACAUCUUUCUACUGUUUUGUGCAUUUUCUGUUGACUUUCCUCUUCCUCAGUCUUGGAUUUAGAAGCCAUUUCAACCUCAUGUUCAAGUCCUGCCUUUGCCUCUUGCUCGCUUUCUGUCUGAGGUCCAACAGAUUCCUCCACCUCAAGAAGGCACGCCUCUGUUUUCUCUUGAGUGUAGAUGUCUUCCUCAGCAUCCAUCCACACAUCCUGGUCCAACUCUUUCUGUUUAGCAGGCUCUUUUGUUUCUUGCUCACACGCUUCAGAGAGUACUGGCUGACUCAGGGACUCUUCUGUUUUCUCUGUUUGCCUCACUGGUUCUUUUGUUUCUGUUGCCUGGACACUGGAGUUUACUGUCUCUGUUGAUUUGAUUUGUUCGUCUGGUUCCAUCGCUUGGAUGCUGAUAUCCAGCACUACAGGUUGAGUCGUAACCACGGCUCUUUCCUUUGAAUCUAAGUUUGCCGCUAGUUCUGUGGUUCCUGUAGCCUGAACAGCGACCUCCAUUAACUCUAUUUGUUUGGCUGUCCUUACGGGUUCUACUACCACUACUGCCUGAACUCCGAACUCAGACACGUCUGUCUUUUUCACAGGUUCAGAUCUCUCUGUUGUAGGUGGGGAAGCUGGUUCAUUUGCUUGCCCAAACUGUAUGUUGAGUUUGAAUUCAAUUGAAAGACUUGAAGGGGACUCCACGUUACCUAUCGACGAGAUGACUCCAGUGUAUUCGGGUGCUACUAAUCCAGUGUUAUUAGGUGUUACAAUCGGAGCUUGGGUAAUUUGUGUUUCUUUGUGAAUCACUUGAAUUGAUUUUACCUCUUCUACUACGACACCUGCUUCUGAUUUUUCCUCCAAAUGGUCUUUUUGAUCAUGGAUAGAAACAUCUAAACAUGGUGUAACGUCAGGUGUGUGCAGAUCCUCAGUCACUUGCUGUCCAGUUGCAGCGACGGCACUGAUUUCCGUAGACGUUUCAUCUUGUCUUUCAUGGAAAGAUGCAUUACUAUCAGCCAUCUCUUUUUGAUCCUCAACUUCAUUUGAUUCACUUUUAACCAUCUCACUCACUUCGGUCACAGCAUCUGGCUGUUCAAUACCAUCUUGUCCCAAGUUGACAACCAGUGAUUCAGGUGCUGUCUCUGGUAAGUUUUCCUUUACAUGUUGAAUGACUUCUUGAAUGGUCACCUUGUUUUGCUCAUUAAUUAAUUCCUCUACAAUCUCUGGAGUUGCGGAGAGACUGUCUACCUUUUUAACAUUUUCAUGACAAACAUCUAUGACUUCUGUUUCCCCUACCUCUACCACUGUGUCCACAAUUGUUUCAGCUGAUUUGAUAUCAUCAUUGACCACCUGUACUUGAGUUAUGUUAUUAUCCUCAAACUCUACUGAUGGCACGUGCAUCAUCACAACCACACUGCCUUCCUCAGCUGUCUCAGCCUUAUCGUCUUUCACUAAUGCUGUGGCAGUCUCGACUUCCUCCUCAAACAGUAGCUCACUUGUGACUCUUUCUAUCGAGAAUUCAGUAAUGGGUGAUGUUUUCUCUAUCAAAACAUCAGGUAUUGCAGUUGAGACAUUUUUUAUAUUACAUAUGACUACAUGCGCCACUAGGGCAUGCUCAACUGCAGAAGUCAGUUGAGCAGUGCCUGAAAACGUACUUUCUGUUUCUCCCUCAACGUCGACUUGCCCUGCACUGAGAUGCACUUCAUGUUUGGGUUCAUUUGUAACUGCAGCGUUGUCUACACAUGGUGCUGGACUUUCUUCGGUUAAUACAGUCUUUUCUAGUACCUGGACAUUACUUUCUUCCUCAUUCACAGAGGAUACACAAACUGCUGUUAAUGUUAAUAACUCGUCUACACCUUCAGGUAUGCAAUCUUCCUGCUCAACCCCAACAUCUUGUGUAAUACUCUCAGUUUCCUGAUCCUUUGCUCUCUCCAAAGAGGAACCCAGUUGUGCCACACCUUCACCCUUAAGUCCAUCUGUAACUGAAGCAAUGACACUGUCAAUGUUUGGUUUAUGAACGUCAUCUAACAAUAUUUGCUUCUCAAAUUCCUGAGCACUACCUCCCUCAAUACUUUCUAUGACUGCAUGCAUACACAUCGAUGUCCCUUCAUCAGGGUUUGUUUCAGUUACAUGAUCUUUGACAUCCGAUGGUAAUACUUCUGGUUCUUGGGCAUGUUCUGUUUUGGCAGCUUCUACUGGUAGUUUUUCUUCUGUCUCAACUUCAUUUUCCUGUCUGGGUUCAUCUGUAACUGUUUCCACUACUGGAAUAUCCCCUGAUGUUACUUCCUUUUCAAGUGAAAAAAGGAUUCCCACCUUUGAAUCUAAUGUGGCUGCUUGCUCAGCUUGUAGUACUUCUGGUUCUUGAACAUGUCCAGUUGUGGAAGAAUCCACUGGCUCAAGGCUGGCUUCAGUGGGAGGUAUUCUUUCCUCUUUGGGUUCAUCAGUAACUGUUUCUCCUUCUGGAACAUCCUCUGGUAUAAGCUCUUUUACAAGUGAUUGAACACUGCCCUCCUCUGAAUAUAAUGUUGGUGCUUGAACAGCCUCUAAUACAUCUGGUGCUUGAACAAUUUUCAAAACAUUUGCUGGUAGUUCUUUGUUUUCUGGCUCAAUACUGACUUCAGUGAGACCCUCUGCCAUCUGUUUGGGU
Molecule: messenger RNA, 5859 nt
Organism: Anarrhichthys ocellatus (wolf-eel)
Lineage: Eukaryota; Metazoa; Chordata; Actinopteri; Perciformes; Anarhichadidae
Gene: rmnd1
Product: required for meiotic nuclear division 1 homolog
Exons: 12
Coding region: 203-1504 (433 amino acids)
Biological process (GO): positive regulation of mitochondrial translation
Source: RefSeq, a predicted model, not a curated record